Nematolebias whitei (Rio pearlfish) is the source of this 2124-nucleotide messenger RNA. Its product is annotated as integrator complex subunit 6. Gene Ontology annotation, cellular component: integrator complex. NCBI's taxonomy places the organism in Eukaryota, Metazoa, Chordata, Actinopteri, Cyprinodontiformes, Rivulidae. The transcript is spliced from 14 exons. Gene Ontology annotation, biological process: snRNA 3'-end processing. Bases 1 to 2124 code for a protein of 707 amino acids. The record is from RefSeq and is a predicted model, not a curated record.
AUGCACGGAAGGAAUCCAUUUUUCCUUGAGCCUGCCAUCAUCAUUGCAAUCAGCGAUGGCAACAAGUUGACGGGCAGCGGCGGCGUGCAGGACGAGCUCCAUCUGCCUCUGACCACCCCGCUGCCGGGCAGCGAGCUGACCAAGGAGCCCUUUCGCUGGGACCAACGUCUGUUUGCUCUGGUGCUGCGUAUCCCUGGCAACGCUUCAGUUGAGCCCGAACCCCUCGGUGGCGUCCCGCCCGACGAUUCUCCCAUCACACCCAUGUGCGAGGUCACUGGAGGACGUUCCUACAGCGUUUUCUCGCAGCGCAUGCUGAACCAGUGUCUGGAGUCUCUGGUGCAGAAGAUCCAAAGUGGAGUCGUGAUCAACUUUGAGAAGACCGGGCCCGACCCCCCUCCUCUAGAGGACGCUCCGGCCGAGGCACUGAAGUCUGGUCCCCAGCCUUGGCAUUCUUGUCACAAGCUGAUCUAUGUGCGACCAAACCCUAAAACCGGUGUCCCCAUCGGUCACUGGCCCAUCCCUGAAGCCUUCUGGCCCGAUCAGAACUCUCCAACACUUCCCCCCCGCUCAGCCCACCCCCACAUACGUUUCUCCUGUGUGGACGCUGAGCCCAUGGUGAUCGACAAGGUGCCCUUUGACAAGUAUGAGCUGGAGCCGUCGCCGCUCACGCAGUACAUCCUGGAGAGGAAGUCCCCUCACACCUGCUGGCAGGUGUUUGUAAGUAACAGUGCCAAGUACAGCGACCUGGGUCAACCUUUUGGAUACCUAAAGGCCAGCACGGCUCUGAACUGUGUCAACCUGUUCGUAAUGCCCUACAACUACCCCGUUCUUCUACCACUGCUGGACGACUUGAUCAAAGUGCACAAGUUCAAGCCGACCCUGAAAUGGCGCCAGUCCUUUGAGAACUACCUGAAGACCAUGCCUCCUUAUUACAUCGGGUCCCUGAGGAAAGCGCUGAGAAUAAUGGGAGCACCGAACCUGCUGGCGGACAACAUGGAGUAUGGACUGAGCUACAGCGUGGUCUCCUACCUGAAGAAACUCAGUCAGCAGACGAAGAUCGAGUACGACCGCCUGAUUGCCUCGAUCGGUAAGAAGCCCCCUCCAGAGCCCGGCAUGAAGGUCCGCUGGCGGGGUGGCGGCAUCUCUUUAGCCCAGCGCAGGGACUUCAUCCAGCAGCUGCAGAGCCUCACAGGAGAGGCGCCCUCCGUACCCGUGGAGCUCAACCCCAAAGAGUUUCAAGGCUUUCACUUGGCUCUGCUCAACAAAGGCUUGAAGCCUCAGAGUUUUAGAAAUCCCUACGACAUCCCCCGCAGCCACCUGCUCGAUCAGCUCAGCCGAAUGAGGAGGAACCUGCUCAACACCAGCGUCUGUGCUCUGCGAGGGCACGACUCUGACCAGCUCCACAGCGUGCCGAUCGCCCAGAUGGGAAACUACCAAGACUUCCUGAAAGCUGCUCCCCAGCCCCUUCGAGACGCCGACCCUGAACAGCCCAAACGCCUGCACACGUUUGGAAACCCCUUCAAACUAGACAAGAAGGGCAUGAUGAUUGACGAGGCGGACGAAUUUGUGACCGGACCUCAGAACAAGGGCAAGAGACCUGCAGAUAACUGCAACAUGCCAGGUGGGGGUCCCAAGAAACGCCGCUGCAUGUCACCUCUGCUGCGUCUGGGCAGGGCCUACACCCCCCCAGUAACCCCGCUGAACAGCCCCCGGCACCCGUCGGAUCUCGAUUUAAAUGAUGGCACGCCAGAACCGGACCUGAUGAUUAACCACCUGAACCAGAACCACUACAGUUCAGACAACAGCUCCGACUCGGAGGUGGAUCACCCCUCGGGGCCCAUAGACCUCCAGGAGAACCACGCCGCAGUGGAACCUGAAGCCCUCCUUCACCAGGAUGAGGAGGAGAACGGGCAGGCAGGCGAGCUGCUGCCGGGCAGCGACGGCGUGGCAGACGGGAUGCUGAUGGAGGAGCAGCCGCCCCGCUUCCUGUCCCCCUCUGCUCUGAAGAAGCACAUUCACAUCGAGACGACGAAGGUCAACAACGAGCUGCGGACGCUCAUCACCAAGGAGAUCAGGAAACCUGGCAGGCGUACGUACUCCCGACGCGUUCGACCACAGCUCUGA